Molecule: messenger RNA, 4877 nt
Organism: Harpia harpyja (harpy eagle)
Lineage: Eukaryota; Metazoa; Chordata; Aves; Accipitriformes; Accipitridae
Gene: CHSY3
Product: chondroitin sulfate synthase 3
Exons: 3
Coding region: 256-2820 (854 amino acids)
Cellular component (GO): Golgi cisterna membrane
Molecular function (GO): glucuronosyl-N-acetylgalactosaminyl-proteoglycan 4-beta-N-acetylgalactosaminyltransferase activity
Source: RefSeq, a predicted model, not a curated record
GACCAGCCGCCCCGGUGACAAGGUGCCAGCGGAGCGGCGGGGCCGCCGCUACUGCUCCGCCGUCCUCGCCGCCGCCCUCCCGCCCGGAGAAGUUUGACUCGGGAGCAGCGCAGCCGCCCGGGCCGUCGCGGCGAGGCAGGGAGCCGCGCCGGGAGUCGGCGCGCCCGGGGCCGCCGCGGGACGGGGGUCGCCUCCUGCGGGAGGCGGCGGGGGGGACACCGGCGGCGGCGCUCUGGGAGCCGCCCCGCCCGCGCCAUGGCAGCGCGGUCCCGGAGACCCUGGCUGAGCGUGGUGCUGGGGCUGGUGCUCGGCUUCACCGCCGCCUCCUGGCUCAUCGCCCCCAAAGUGGCCGAGCUGAGCAACAAGAAGAGGCGCGGCGCCAGCCUCUGCUCCUACUACGGCCGCUCGGCGGGGCCGGGGGCGGCCGGGGGCGCGGCGGCGCCGGGCGGGCAGCAGGCGCCGCCGGAGGCAGCGGCGGUGCUGGGCGGCACGAGUUUCAGGAGCAGCCCCUGGGAGCUGCCGCCGGCGGCGGAAGAGGGCACCGUCUCCAGCCCCGCCGCCGGCGGGGAAGGGGAGCCGGAGGAGGAGGAGGAAGGCGCCGAGAGGCGGCGCGGCCGGCCCGGCGGCAGCCACAACGGGAGCGGGGACUGGGGGGCAGCCCCGGGCUGCGCCAAGCCCCGCAACUUCCUCUACGUGGGGGUGAUGACGGCCCAGAAGUACCUGGGCAGCCGGGCGGUGGCGGCGCAGCGGACGUGGGCGCCCUCGGUGCCGGGCCGCGUGGAGUUCUUCUCCAGCCAGGGCUCCGCCGCGCCCCCCGGGCUGCCCCCGCUGCCCGUCGUCGCCCUGCCCGGCGUGGACGACUCCUACCCGCCGCAGAAGAAGUCCUUCAUGAUGAUCAAGUACAUGCACGACCACUACCUGGACAAGUACGAGUGGUUCAUGCGGGCGGACGACGACGUCUACAUUAAAGGUGAAAAAUUGGAGGAGUUUCUUCGCUCACUGAACAGCAGUAAGCCUCUGUAUUUGGGACAGACUGGUCUGGGUAAUAUUGAAGAACUCGGAAAACUUGGGCUGGAGCCUGGAGAGAAUUUCUGCAUGGGAGGGCCAGGAAUGAUCUUCAGCCGGGAGGUUCUCAGGAGGAUGGUGCCACAUAUAGGUGAAUGCCUUCGAGAAAUGUACACCACUCAUGAGGAUGUGGAGGUGGGCAGGUGUGUCCGAAGGUUUGGAGGAACUCAGUGUGUUUGGUCAUAUGAGAUGCAGCAAUUGUUCCAUGAAAACUAUGAACACAACCGCAAGGGUUACAUUCAAGAUCUUCACAACAGCAAGAUUCACACAGCCAUAACACUUCAUCCAAACAAAAGACCAGCCUACCAAUACAGGCUGCACAAUUACAUACUGAGUCGCAAAAUUUCCGAACUGCGCUAUCGGACCAUCCAGCUCCAUAGAGAAAGUGCCCUGAUGAGCAAGCUCAGUAACAGUGAAGUAAAUAAGGAAGAUCAGCAACUGGGAAUGAUGCCAUCUUUCAAUCAUUUCCAGCCACGUGAAAAGGAUGAAGUCAUUGAGUGGGAGUUCCUGACAGGAAAAUUUCUUUACUCAAUGGUGGAGAACCAGCCACCCCGGCAGAGCCUAAGCAGCAUCCUGCAGGCUGCACUGGAUGACACCGUGAUGCAAGUCAUGGAAAUGAUAAAUGAGAACUCUAGGUCUAGAGGAAGGCUUAUUGAUUUCAAGGAAAUACAGUAUGGCUACCGCAGGGUGGACCCUCUGCAUGGAGUGGAGUACAUCCUGGAUUUACUGCUGUUGUACAAAAGGCACAAAGGAAGGAAAGUUACGGUUCCGGUGAGACGCCACGCUUACCUUCAGCAAUUGUUUAGCAAACCUUUCUUCAAAGAAGCAGAGGAGCUGGAUGUAAGAAGCUUGCUGGAGGAUACCAACACUGACACUCAAUCUUUCUCUUUUCUUUCAAAUUCUUUGAAGAUUUUUUCCUCAUCGUUCCAAGGCACCAAACACAUUGUGGGACGCAGUGACAAGAAAAUACAUAUUCUUGUCCCUCUCACAGGAAGAUUUGACAUUUUCUCAAGAUUUAUGGGUAACUUUGAGAAGACUUGUCUGAUUCCCAAGCAGAAUGUAAAGUUGGCAAUAAUUCUCUUCAGUUCUGAGUCAGGCCAAGACUCCAGUAAACACAUAGAGCUAAUGAAAGAAUACAGCAUUAAGUAUCCUAAGGCUGAUAUGACCCUGAUUCCAAUGGCAGGAAAGUUUUCUAGAGGUUUAGGUCUUGAAAUGGCCUCAUCUCGAUUUGACAAUGGCACUUUGCUACUGUUCUGUGAUGUUGAUCUGGUAUUCACACCAGACUUCCUCCAGCGAUGCAGAGAGAACACUAUUCAGGGAGAACAGGUUUACUACCCUAUCAUCUUUAGCCAAUAUGAUCCAAAAGUAAUAUAUGGAGGCAACCCUCCAGCUGACAAUAGUUUUGUUUUCACAAAAAAAACUGGAUUUUGGAGGGAGUAUGGAUUUGGAAUUACCUGUAUUUACAAAAGCGAUCUACUUACUGCUGGUGGAUUUGAUACCUCAAUUCAAGGCUGGGGACUUGAGGAUGUAGACCUCUUUACUAAAGUGAUAACAUCUGGCUUGAAGGCUUUCAGAAGUCAAGAAGUAGGAGUCGUCCAUAUUUUUCAUCCAGUUCAGUGUGACCCCAGUUUAGAUCCGAAACAAUAUAAAAUGUGCUUAGGGUCCAAAGCAAGUACGUUUGCCUCCACCAUGCAGCUUGCUGAACUCUGGCUACAGAAACAUUUGGGGGUCAGGUACAAUCUAAGUCUCUCCUGACAUCUCAGCCUAUUUGGCCUUUUUAGGGGAGUUUACCUCAUUCUUGUUGUUAUUAUUUGAUUUUGCUGUCGUAGUUUUAAACUCCCUCCUCGUUGUCUUCCAAAGACCUUUGACCUCAAACAGGAUGAGUCUGCUGUUCACUGAUGUUUCUUAUACCUACUGAACUGGUGAGGUGAAUUCCUUCAUAUUUCCUUUAUUUGAAAUUCAGUCAAGUCACGGCAAUCAUAUGAUCCCAUGGAGCACAUCCAUCACAAUAGACUGCAUCAGAAGAAUGUUCUCUUUUGGCUUUGGGAUGCAGUAUCAUCUUUGUUGCAUUUCUCAGAUUUGGUGUGAUACAAAUAUUUACUGGUGAAGGUACCACAAAAGUGCUUUAUGCUUCUUCUGGGGAUGGAACUCUAUAAGAUAAACUUGAGUUUUAUAAUUUAUAUGAGGACUUAUAUGUAUAAACGCUACUUUUCAUCAUCUUUAGAAUUUUUAAAGUAAAUGAAUAACUACGAUUGUACCUUUAUUUUUAAAAAAAAAAAAAGAAAACCUGAGGAGCUACUUGCAAAUACAACUGGUACUGGCUACCAAGGUCCUUAAAUGUCUUAUUAUAAUAACAAACUUCUCAUUGUUCUUCACUCUAAGUGUAAAUGAACUUUAAUUUCAAAAGGAACAGGAUUUAAUCAAAUGCUCGUGUACACUUUGGAAGAUUUGUGAACCAACAUCCUUCAUUUGCAGGCAAGAAGAAACCAUGACUUAAUAUGGUCAUUUAUGAUAAAGUGCAGGCAUACAAUAUUCUUUUUUUGAAACACAUAGUGUUAAGUUGCUGUUUCUCUUUUUAGAAUGAGCCUCUAAUACAUAAUUUUCUUUAACAUUCCUUUCAUAAAGCCACACUUGAUGCAGCGUUAGAACUUAAAGCUGUAUCUUUUCUUUUUUUUUUACAUUUUCCAUGAAUAUUGGUACUCAGUAGCAAUUUGUUAUUAAAAUUAAAAUAAUUGUAGCAUAAUUAUUUAAGUUACAAAAUUUACUAUUGCUGGUCAAAGUUCCUUGCCAAUAUAUUUAUAUUAGUGGAGGUUAUAAGACUGUGUUAAGAUUUAUCUCUCUGGACAGCCUGAAGUUGUCAUAUUGUGAAUUUAUGGAGUAAAGUAUUUAAAAUGAUACCAACGUAAGAAAUAAUAAAAUCAAUUUUUGUAUUUUAGAGAAAUGUUUAUAUAGGGGGUGUGUGGGUGUGUGUGUGGGGGGGGUUCCCUAUAUAUAGAUAGAUAUAGAGACAGAGUAAUUUCAAAAUAUAUUCCUCUUUUCAGUUCAGGCAGCCCUUUGUUACAAUCAUUGUUAUUUUUGCCACAUGCUUGGAACAUUUCAUGUUAUGCUGUGCUAAGCACUCAAAGGCAUCCAAGAAACCAUCAGAAUUCAACCAAACUUAAAUGAAUGCAGUGGGUAUAUCUAAUAACCUCAGUACCCUUGAUUUCAAACUAUAUCUGAAAUAGAGCUGGGCAGGAAAAAGUAAGCAAUUAUUGAAUUUAAGUUUGUAAGUUCUUCAGGUGUAACUGACUCCUUCUGUGUUUCCUUUCAAAAAACAACUAAGAGAUUGGAAUUCACUGGUACAUCUCUGUUCGGGAUUUACUGUGCAAGGAAAAAGGCAUCCCUGAAAAGGAGUGAAUAAACUCAGAAUUGAAGGGCUGGUCAUAGCUUUUUGUAUGCUUUAAAAAAGGCCAUCCCUGUUGCCUUGGAGGAGGUAUUAAUUGUGGUAGAUGAGAACAGACAGAAGGUAAUUCACGCUUGUCUGCCCUCCCCAAGGAGAGCUCCUGGCUUGUUAUUCUUCUCGAGGCACUUGCCUUCCUAGCCCAGUAUUGUUAGCUCAAAUGUCUGGAGAGAGUAAAAUUCAGUAUUACUUAUGAAAUAGUUCUUGGAAACUGGUCUUUAAAUUGAGUGCAAAGAUCACGCUUUGUUCAAUAAGAAAGCCAAGAACAAGGAACAUACAAUUUACUUGAUCAAUCUUGUCUAACUGAUGCAACUCAGAUUGUAAAUAUCAAAACUGAAUGCCUGUUGAUAAAUGUUUGUGAUGAUUUCAUAAA